AUGCAGAGGAGGAGCGCGGGUAGCAAGCCGACGGCAACAGAGCAGCCGCGGGAGACCGAGUGGAGCAGCGAGGUGCGGACACGGGCAGAGGAGAAACCCGGCGAGGAAGGAGAGGGCGCGCUGGACGAGGGGUCACCGGACCUGGCGAUCUCCGGCGGCGGAGCAGGAACAAACGGAGGGAGGACAGAUGACCGGGCGACGGCAGGGUCGCAGGGGCACGGGGCUGAACGGCCUCGCGUGCAGCGGAGGGAGGAGGCGACGAGGGGAAGGAAUCUACCUGGUGGUGAUUUGAAUGACAUGUUCAUCUUUAAUGAGAUAAUUGGACACCUCGGCCUUUUGGAGUUGCCCAUCAAAGGCAGGUCCUACACUUGGUCCAAUAUGCAGGAUGAUCCACUUCUUGAGCAGCUUGACUGGUUCUUCACUUCUGUUGAUUGGAUCUCUGAUUAUCCCAUGACUGAGGUGUUACCUCUUGCCAGAACUACUUCUGACCAUGUGCCCUUUGUGGGAUUAGAUGUUCUCACUAAGCCUUUUGAGAAGGAGGAAAUGGACUUGAUUAUCAAGCACAUGCCAGUUGAUAAAGCUCCAGGUCCAGAUGGUUUUAAUGGUCUUUUCUUCAAAAGACGCUGGCACAUAAUUUCUCAGGAUUUCUAUGAACUGGCCCAGGCUUUCUUUCAGGGUACUGCCCAUCUGGAGAAUAUCAAUGACUCUGACAUAACUUUGGUGCCCAAGAAGCCCUCCCCUGAGGAGGUGGGUGACUACAGACCUAUAUCUUUAACAGGAAUGGGUCUUAAGUUUCUGUCUAAGAUGGCAGCCAAUAGGUUUCAAGAGCUGAUUAUGCAGUGUGUUCACAAGAACCAAUAUGGUUUCAUAAAAAGUAGAACAAUUCAGGAUUGUAUUGGGUGGACCUUUGAGUAUUUGCACCAGUGUCAUCAGUCCAAGAAACCUAUUGUGAUUCUAAAGUUGGAUUUUGAAAAGGCUUUUGACUCCCUUGAGCAUGAGGCCAUUGUGCAAAUUCUGAGACAUAAGGGCUUUAAUGAGAAGUGGAUCCUUUGGAUGAAGCAGCUUCUCUCCACAGGUACCUCCUCUGUUCUGCUUAAUGGUGUCCCUGGUAGGAAGUUCAGGUGCAAAAAGGGUGUCAGACAGGGUGAUCCAGUCUCUCCUCUCUUGUUUGUCCUAGCUGCUGAUCUUCUGCAGACUGUAAUUAAUGAUAUGUUCAGAAGGGGCAUUCUUCAGUUACCUAUUCCUUGUCAUGAUCAGGAUUACCCUGUAGUUCAGUAUGCUGAUGAUACUCUUAUUAUCUUGCCUGCUGACAAGGAUCAACUUUUAGCUCUAAAGGAUAUGCUCAGGAUCUUCUCUGAGUCCACUGGUCUGGAUGUGAACUAUCAUAAAUCCUUUAUUAUUCCCAUCAAUGUGGACACUGCUGUCAUGGCUGAAUUAGCUUCUGCUUUUGGCUGCCAGAUUGGGAAAAUGCCUUUUACCUACCUUGGGUUGCCAGUGGGAACUACAAGGCCUAAAAUGCUGGAUUUUAUGCCACUGGUUGAUUGCAUGGAGAGGAGAAUGACAGCUAGUUCAUCUUUUCUGAAUCAGGGGGAAAGGCUGCAGUUCCUUAAUUCUGCUCUGUCAUCUAUGCCCAUUUUCUUCUUGUGCAGUUUGGCUGUCCCAGCUGGAAUUCUUAAACAAUUGGAAAGAAUCCAGAGGCAAUGUCUCUGGAGGAGGAAUAGGGGUCAGCCUGCACCCUCCCUAGCUGCUUGGGACCUUAUUUGCAGGCCAAAAAACAGGGGAGGUCUUGGCAUCCUCAACCUUGGUUCCCAGAAUGUUGCACUUUUGAUCAAACAUGCCAAUAAUUUCCUUAAUAAAAAGGAUCUUCCUUGGGUUUCUUUAAUUUGGGAUACUUACUACCAUAAUAGGGUCCCUCAGGGAACUUCUGAUUGUGGCUCAUUCUGGUGGAAGGAUAUUUGCAAGGUCAUGCAUCAUUUUAGGGGGUGUGCUUGGGUUCAGAUUAAUGCAGGGAGCACUGCCCUCAUGUGGUCAGAUAACUUGCAGUUUGAUGGUCAGGUGUCUAGCCUUCAGCUCAGAUUUCCCAGGCUCUACUCCUAUGUUAAGGACCCCUGGGUUACUGGUAUGGAAUUCUUGGGCUCUCAGGACAUUUUCCAGCAUUUCCACCUUCCUUUGUCCAGCCAGGCUUUUGAUGAACUGACUAUUCUCCAGUCUAUGUUGGGUGGCCUUAUUAGAGCACUUGGGUCCAAGGAUAUCUGGUUUUGGAAGGGCACUGCCAAGGGAUACUCACCAAAGCUGUUUUACUCACAUACUUUUGUCUCUGCAUCUUUCAACCCUUUGACAGCUUGGAUCUGGAAGUCCUCUUGUACAAUGAAAAUCAAAGUUUUUGCUUGGAUGCUUAUUAUGGACAGGUUGAACACCAAGGACAUGGUGGAGAGGAGGCAUUGGCACUUGGAGGAUGGAGUGAGUUGUGUCCUUUGCCCUUUGCAGACUAGGGAAACAAGAGAUCAUUUGUUCUUCAAUUGCAACUUUAGUGUCAGAAUUUGGAACUAUCUGCAAAUUGAUUGGUCUUCUGGUGACUCGAUGGCUCAUUUGGUCCUUAAUGUUAGCAGGAGUUUUAGGAAGCCCUUCUUCACUGAAGUGGUGUUCAUUGCUUGCUGGAAUAUCUGGAUCAUCAGGAAUGCUAAGGUCUUCAGGCAUGAGAGGGCUAGAUUUAAUAAAUGGAGGUCUGCUUUUAUACAUGACAUCAGCUUAAUGCAAUAUAGAGUGAAAGCUGCUUACAAAGAUGAUCUUCCACGCUGGAUUUCAUUCCUGCCACCUUGA
Molecule: messenger RNA, 2820 nt
Organism: Aegilops tauschii subsp. strangulata
Lineage: Eukaryota; Viridiplantae; Streptophyta; Magnoliopsida; Poales; Poaceae
Source: RefSeq, a predicted model, not a curated record